AUGUCUCUUAAAAAAAUAUUUAGUGAAAAAAUAUUGCUCCGAUAAUUCCGAGGCAAUAUGCAAGUGAUCUCAACAAUAGAACGUGUUAGAUUAAAUUAUGCAGCCUCAACUAUUGGCUUCAUCGUACUUUAUACAUUCACCGUCGCAACAUUCUCAGCAGAGUUCUUAAAACUAUGGCUACAUUCAAUUUAUUUUAUUGUCGCCGAGAUGAUCAAACUUGUAAUUAUCCAAAAAUACUAUGGGCUUGACUUAAGCUACAGUCAGGAAGGAGUGAGAAAGAAAAGAAGUAAUAAGGUUGGAGACAGUAUCAAAUUUGCUGUUUUAAUGAUUAUGACGAUAUUUUUUUAUGCAUUUAUUUGCGUUAUUAUGGGUGCACCUCCACUUACACAUGUUGAGGAAACGUUGACGCUCUCAUCUCUUUUAACUGCACUUACCAUUUUUCCCAUUUCGUUGUUUAUUGGAGUGUCAGGAACAUUGGGAAUUCUUUUCACAGAAACUUUUGAACUUGUCAAUGUAACUAGUCAGGAAUAUUUGAAGUUACUGCAACGAAAUGCUUAUCUAGUCAUUUUUGGAGCAUUCAUUGGAUCAAUCGCAUUCCCGCUAGAUUGGGAUCGUCCAUGGCAAGCAUAUCCGAUUCCGAACAUCACCGGAGCAAUCACUGGGCAAAUGCUUGGAUGCUUCUACUGCUUUUUUGAAACUAUGGUUCGAUAUAAGCUUGGUAAAAAGUACCGUUAAACGCCGCUGUAGUUCCUAGAAUGUAAUUCAAACUUCAAGCCAAAUUAGCACAAAUAAAGCACCAACCACUUUAUUCAAUUUGACGAAAGCUUA
This is a messenger RNA of Clunio marinus, 828 nucleotides long. The record is from the annotation of a GenBank genome assembly. NCBI's taxonomy places the organism in Eukaryota, Metazoa, Arthropoda, Insecta, Diptera, Chironomidae.